UGAGUGAGGGAGGUUAGAUCGUGUGUGUGUGGCUUGUUUGAAACUGGGAUCAGAAGAGAGGGGCUGUAAGAACAGGGUGGCGUGUGUUCUCGUCCCUGCUGGUCGGGGUACGAGUAGGGAGCUGGCCUCCCCAGAUAGAUGCUUUUGAAUCAAAAUUUGUCAUCUUUAUCAGAAAAAUUAAUGCAAAUGGAAGAGGGAUACCGAAGCUACUCCGAGCACGCUGCUGCCGCCGAUGUGAUGGAGGUGAAAGGCUACAUUAAGGAGUUCACCCGCCACUCCAACGACGUGUUGCUGAACUUAAAUGAACUGCGGCAUCGGGACAUUCUUACAGAUGCCACGCUGCUAGUGGGCACCGCCGAGCUGCACGCCCACUGCGCCGUGCUCAUCGCAUGCAGUGGAUUCUUCUAUACUCUCUUCUCUCGUCGAGCGGCCGGUGCUGGCGGUGAGCGGGGGUUUUCUCUCACCCUGCCGGUGGGGCUGGACGCAGGCAGCGUGUCCCUGCUGCUAGACUUCAUGUACACCUCCUGCCUCCCUCUCACGCCCCGGACAGUAUCUGAUGUGCUCGCAGCUGCCACUUAUCUGCAGAUGGAGCAUGUCGCUGACACCUGCCGAGCAUUUAUUCACAGUGAAAGGAUCUCUGUCAGUCCUUCUUUGAUGGAGCCAGCCUCCAGAACGCCCCUUGGUGGAAGGUCACCCCCUGCUCAUCCCACCAUCUUUUCCUCCCCCUCCAGGCCUACUGCUGAUGCAGAAGAUCCCAUCCCAGACCGAGCCAGAGUUCCAAGUGAGAGCUUUGCCUCGCCAGAUCUAGAAACUUGCCUGAUUGCUAUCCCCAAGUCUCAGACCCCACAAUUAGAGGAAUCUUCACCUGCAACCCCAUCCACACCAUCUCCAGACAGUCCUUCUCAUUCCAGCGGGCAGCCCAACUCACCUGCUGAGUCCAGCGGCUGCAGUCUGUCUCCCCAGCUAAAGAAGCGAUCUGAUUCCAAGCCUACUCCUGACCCAAAGGCCUGUAACUGGAAGAAGUACAAGUAUAUUGUCCUCAACCCUCUGUGUGCCACACCUAUAAAGGAGGAGGGGCCUGGAGAGGAGCGGCAAGCACAAAGCCACACCCCCUUUGCCAGUGAUAAGAUGGAAGCCUCAUCUAAAACAACAAAUAACAUUUGGACAGGGGAGGAGCCUGGACUGAAUAACAGGAAAACCUUGUCUCUUCCAAAUAACACAUCACAGCAAAAAAUAUACUUUAGUCCCCAUCAUGUUGUGGACAGCAGUUUGCAGCCCCUGCCCCUUUCAAUCAGUGAGAAUAAAGGUCUCUGCAGUCCUUAUGUUUGCACCCAAACUGCCAAUCAGAGUCAUUUACUGGGCCAACACCCAAUCAAGUUCAAGAACCUCUCUACACAGCUCAGUUACCCUGGAAACCAAGCCACAAACACAAAACCUUCCUGCUCAGGAGACAAGCCUUACCGCUGUAAUGUGUGUGGAGCACAGUUCAACCGGCCUGCAAAUUUAAAGACUCAUUCCCGCAUCCACUCUGGAGAAAAGCCCUACCGCUGCGACACAUGCGGAGCCAGAUUUGUCCAGGUAGCUCACCUGCGUGCCCAUGUUCUGAUCCACACUGGGGAAAAGCCGUACCCAUGUAACACCUGCGGAACACGUUUCCGCCACCUGCAGACGCUGAAGAGCCACCUGCGCAUCCACACUGGAGAGAAGCCUUACAGCUGUGAGAAAUGUCACCUGCACUUCCGUCAUAAGAGCCAGCUGAGGCUUCACCUGAGACAGAAACACGGCGCAAUCACCAACACCAAGAUCCGCUACAAGGUUCUGGUUGACCCGUACCAACCUGGGCCCACACUGCUACAAGCUUGCUGAGGGGCACGUCGAAACAUCUCAGGCACCGGUGCUAUAUGUGCUUUCUUCAGAUAGAUCAAGAUCUAAACUGGAGAUUUAUGCUGAAGAUGGAUCUAUAAAACAGUAUUGUAAAGAGUUUAAAGAGGUGGAGUGCUGCAUUCGAGGACAGCUUGACUAUAAUGAAUGUAGUCUUCCAAGAAUGCAGUACUCCUGCACUAGAUGUGCUGACUAUUAUCCUUAUUAUUUGUUCAAAUAUUAUUAUUUAUUUGGCUUUGCAUACUUUAUGUUCCUCGUGCUAUUUAAUCAUAGUUUACGCUGUUGCAAAAAAGUAUUUUGUUGUCACAUUGGCCACUUUUUCUGUGGCAGGAAACAUGGUGAAAAUCAUUGUCAAAAAAAGGGUAAAGCCCUAUUCAGAUGGUAAUUGUUCCCCUGGGGAAUAUGAAAAUAUUGUGACAAUAUGAUAAACAAUUAUUGUCCAAAUAAGGCUUAAGUCAGUAAAAUACUUCAGUAGAUAUGGAAUGUUUUUUUUUGCUCUUAAGACUUAAAGAUGGUUUGUGGCAGCGUGUGAAGAAGACGUUUAUUAGGAGUUCAUAUUGGAAGUGUAAGAGCUGAAUGAAAGUGAAAAUGAUUGGAUAUAUGGAAUUCUGCAAGAAAGUAAGAACGAUUAUGAAAGGAAGAUAGAUAAAGAAGAAAGGAAGUGUAAUGAAGGAAUUAAGCAUGUUUGAGAAAGAACAGCUAAAAGAUAAAUUUGUAUGAUUUUUUAAAAUUAAUAUGCUGUCAUUUUAUUUAUUUAGUUUGCUUUCCCCAAAAGUAUUGCUCAUAUUUGUUCAUGGAUCCUUUCUGGUGUUUGUACUAUAUUCUGUUUCCUAUUUAAGAAGAUAACAGAACAACCUGAAUGGCAAACUCAAAUAUAACCUCUUAAUUGCUUAUUUACCAGUUAUUCAGUAUAUCAGUAUACUAAUUAAAAAGGCCUGGAGCCUAUUUGUAUUUAAGUAAGAAGAAAGAAAGAGCAUUUGUAGAUGAUUAGCCUCUCAGUGUAUCUUUUUAAUGAUACCUAUGUUGAAGAGACCAUUUCAUGAUUUUUAUGGUGUAUUAUAGUUGCUGAGAGUCCAAGCAGGUCGAGGACUCACACUAGCCAAACUAAUAUACAUGUAAAGAGUGAUGAUGAUGAUGAGGAUAAUGAUAUCAACAAUAUUAUGUUGUGCUCUUUUGCUGGAC
This is a messenger RNA of Sinocyclocheilus grahami, 3063 nucleotides long. RefSeq names its product B-cell CLL/lymphoma 6 member B protein-like. The coding region runs from base 139 to 1866 and encodes 575 amino acids. NCBI's taxonomy places the organism in Eukaryota, Metazoa, Chordata, Actinopteri, Cypriniformes, Cyprinidae. The transcript has 12 exons. Gene Ontology annotation, biological process: regulation of transcription by RNA polymerase II. Gene Ontology annotation, molecular function: protein binding; RNA polymerase II cis-regulatory region sequence-specific DNA binding; DNA-binding transcription factor activity, RNA polymerase II-specific. The record is from RefSeq and is a predicted model, not a curated record.